Penicillium atrosanguineum is the source of this 1989-nucleotide messenger RNA. Its product is annotated as DUF1708 domain-containing protein. Lineage: Eukaryota; Fungi; Ascomycota; Eurotiomycetes; Eurotiales; Aspergillaceae. The transcript has 6 exons. Bases 1 to 1989 code for a protein of 662 amino acids. The record is from RefSeq and is a predicted model, not a curated record.
AUGCCUUUCUUUAGUCGAGUCUUCCGGAGCAAAGACUCCAACGCCGUCAAGAAGCAGUCGAAACCUACCGCUGCCGACCCCGUCCCCGCAAAGCCCAGAUGGAAGGAUGCCUGGCAGCGCACCGAGGUUGGCCCUGAGGAGGUGCAAGACCUCAUCAGAGGCUGUUCGCAGGAAUUGAAAGCCAGAGCUCUCGAUACCCCGUUCCUCCUCCUGCCAUUCCGUCCGAGCUCCGACCCCAGCGCCGCCCGUACCUUCGUCCGUAACUACUUCAACCAGUCCUUCGAUAAGGGCGCCCCCGUCAGCGGAGAUGAGUUCAUGCAGGAGCUGCGGCUCACCGAGCCGAUGGUUCUCUGUGGUGUCUUGAAAUGGUGUUGGAGCAGAUUGCCGGGAGGUGUUGUGACAUGGGAGGCGUACGAACUGUUCAAGGUUGGCGAACAAGAUUCUGAUCUGGCGCGCGACGCCUUCGCAACCUUCAUUCCGAUUAGCGUCGACUCUGACGCUCGUACCAAGAUUAUCUUCGAUUUCUUCGAUCUCCUGGCUGCCAUUGCUGCACACGGCAAGUCUAAUGGUCUGGGAGGUCGCAAGCUCUCAAGAUACGCUGGUUGGUGGGCCUUUGAGCAUGUUGACACCGGUAAAGGCUUUGAAGCCGCCUACAAGAACUGGGCAGCUGCCGCCGAUGCUACGAGUCACUUAUUCUUCGCCUAUCUGCGUUCUAUCUCGCCUGAUAUGCCCCGUGGCAUCAGCGGUAUCUCGUCUCUGCCCAUUUCCCUCCAGGGCCUCGUGCAGGCCACUGAGUACCCCCGGAAACCCCGACCCUCCUUCAGGUUACGACCACCAAAGGCAAAGAACUUUGAAUAUCGCGAUGAACACUGGCACCUGCAGGAAUUCUCCAACUAUGAAGACCCCGUCCGGGCCCUGACCGACGAAUGUCUGCGUGUGUUGAAGUGUAUUGCCUCAACGAACGAGUCCACCGUGUCGACCUCGAAGCACUCCACCAGCUUGCGGGAUGCCUCGUGGUCCCGUUUUGAGGACAUCGGAUUCGGUGGUUCAAUUGAGUCGGACGAGGAUGAGGAAAAUAAGCCACCCGCCAGGAAUGAGAUCUCUGCCAGGAUCAAGACUGCUCCUCAAUCACAGACUGGAGACCUGGGACGUCCCACAACUCCAUCCUGGGCGGACUUCAUGUCCUCAGGCUUCUCGGAUGAAGGUAACAACUCAGUUGGACCCUUGCUGCUGCCCCCGGACAAGAUUCUCCCGCCUAUUGCUGCCGCUCGCGGCCAGAGUUCGCAGUCGCAUAAGCGUGCACUGCAAACUGAGCCGUCCUUGGAGCCUGCCGAGCUGGCCAGCAUCAACACUCUGGACAUGGAUGACUCGUUCUGGUGGGUGUGGAUUACCAGUCUGUCUGGCGAUGAGCCUCUUGCCCGCAAGGCCGUCUUCGGUCGUGUCGCACUCCUUGAGACCAUCAUUCGGCAAACAAAAUGGCUCGUUCUUGAAGAGCAAAUCAAGGGCGCCGCCCCGGAGCCCGAGGCUGGUGCGCAAAUCGUUGAGAAGAAGAGUUUCUUCAGCUUUGGAAGUCGUAAGGGAACAAAGUUGAGCCGCAGCAAGUCCUCGGCCAGGAAGGUGUCUCCUAUUGAAGAGUCUUACAAACGAUCCAACAACCAAGCGCCUCAAAGCAAGACCAGCAUUGGCCCUGAUCAGCACAAGCGGAUCCAGGCCGCUGCUGCUGCUCUUCAGAAGAAAAAUCGCGAGCAAGAAGAAGAGGCUAGGGAGGCGAGGACAAACGGCCGCAGUGACGCCUAUUCCACUAAGACUAACUCGAUCAUGACCCUCCAGCCGGGCAUUGUGAACGAAGCCUCCUCGGCCAUGAAGUGGGCGAGUAACUACGACAAGAAUGCCUACCGGACUGCCUACCUGAGCGACAGCCAGGCGGGCUUGGGUGCUGCUAAUGAUGAUGAGAAGCCGGCUGAGCCUGCUCCUGAACCCCCCGGCUGA